UGGGGGCCCAUUUCGUAUCCCGUAAACGACAGCGUUUCGACUGUUCCGAAAUUUUACGAGAACAGUCAAAAUAAAAGUACACGAGUUCUCGCAGAAAUCGGUAGGAAAAAGAAUCGCUGCAUUCGCUUAUUCCGACUACGCGUAGAAAGCUUAAAGCACAAGAAUGGAAGUGACAGUGUUCACUCCUGCUUUAGAAGGAAUGAAACAUGUCAAGUCUGAAGAAGACGUAAUGCUUACUAAGCCUUUCUUGGAAGUCUGCAAACAAAUAUUACCUGUUAUAGACAAGUUUGGAGCUGCUAUGGCACUUGUAAAAUCAGACAUUGGUGGUAAUAUCACAAGGUUGGAAAACAAGUAUUUGUCCAACCCAUCAGAAUUCAAUCACUUGUACAGCAUGGUACAAGCAGAGAUUGAAGCAAAGACAGCAAAAGCUUCAUCUAGCUGCACCAAUGGUCUUCUUUGGUUAACAAGGGCCAUGGACUUUCUGGUGGAAUUGUUCCGCAACUUACUGGAGCAUCAGGACUGGACUAUGUCACAAGCUUGCAGUGAUUCUUACGGAAAGACACUGAAGAAAUGGCAUGGCUGGCUAGCCAGCUCAAGUUUUACGGUUGCCAUGAAACUCGCUCCUGAUAGGAAGAAAUUCUUGGAUGUCAUAGGGGGCACUGGUGAUGCUAAUCUUGAUAUUGAAAAAUUUUGCACAAACUUCUCUCCAUUUCUCGAAGAGAACCACAAUUUCUUGGCUAGUGUUGGAAUGGAUGACCUGAAAGCUUCUUGAAGAGUGAUACUGAAGAUUUAAAUCGUUGUGUACUACUUUUUUAUUUGGACUUGUUAAAAAGAAGAAUUAACAUAUUAUGAGCAACAAAAAUCAAGCAAUGUUUUCUUGCUGAUCAUGUUUGAAUUAUAAAAAUCAGUGGUCUUAAAGAUUAAUGGACAUGAUUGUCAAGACUGUUCCCAUAGAGAAAAAAAGUACUUAUAUCUCCUGCUCUGUUGGUUAUGUUUUCGUUUUGUAUUUUUAUUCUUUUGAAAAGCAUUGGAUUGAGGAUAAAUUGAGGAUAAAUUUUCCCAUGUUAUAUAUAAACGUUCUUGAUUUUAUCA
Messenger RNA from Camellia sinensis, 1092 nucleotides. RefSeq names its product glycolipid transfer protein 1. The record is from RefSeq and is a predicted model, not a curated record. Lineage: Eukaryota; Viridiplantae; Streptophyta; Magnoliopsida; Ericales; Theaceae. Gene Ontology annotation, cellular component: cytosol; cytoplasm; membrane. Gene Ontology annotation, biological process: intermembrane lipid transfer; ceramide transport. Gene Ontology annotation, molecular function: ceramide 1-phosphate binding; ceramide 1-phosphate transfer activity.